AUGUUCAAAGUUCCAGUGGGAUUAGCCAGUAGGACAAGGGAGCUUAUGAACAGCGUUACGCUCAAUAGUCUCAAUAAUGGAAAGGGUUUCAAUAUGUACUUGCCAGGAAUAUUAAGGGCUUUUCCUAAACCAGUGCCUUCGGCGAUUACAUCUCCCGCAAUUCCAAAAUAUCGAGGAGAAAGUUUCCAGUUUCGUAAGCUUUCAUGCAUUUCUUCUAAUUAUUGUUCUACCACUCACCAAUUUCUAUCCAGUCUGAAAAGCUCGACAUCCAGGUUGGUUGGUAAAAGAGCCUUCCAUUCGUCACGACGUGCAGAAAUAAAGUUUAUAUUUUCUUCGAAGUCACCAAAGAACGGUAACAAGCCGUUUGUGAAAGUAUAUAAAGUCUCCCCAUUUUUUAUCAUAUUUGCAACUGCAAGUAUCUUCACAUUCAUUCUAACAUCAACGAUAGUCGUUAUUCCCUUAAUUUUUCACUUUUUUUUUCCCCUUCUUAUUAUGUUCUUUUUUUUUAAACAAUUCAAAAAAUGGCAGAAAAAUAUCUUUUACAAAGAUGUCUUGACCUCCUUACCGAAAACAAAAUUGAAAAUAACAUUACCCACCAUGAGAUCAUUACAAUUACAACCUAUGGUUCAGAGUUGGAAAGAGAUAUCUUCCAGGAUGGGAAUUCCAAACGAGUUUGCCAAAGGUUUGAAUGUUGAUUUAGUAAAGCAAGAAGAAACCAGAAAGCAGUUUCUAAGUUUCCUGCAGAAAAGAGUGUUGGAGUCCUUCACCAAGAACGAACUGGGAAUAAGAUCCUACUUUUUAGGAGACAGCGUCGAGAAAUGGAUCAAAGAAUCCUAUGACUUGGAACUCGAUAUUGAUAAUUGCCGAAGUGAACUCAGAAAAUUCCAAACUUUCAUAUUUUCCAGUGUUCGAUACAAGUUGUAUUUAGACUCAAUGAAAAAUUUACCGCUAAACCCUUCAAAAAAACUCGAGGGCAAGAAGCAUAUUGCAGACGUAUAUGUCAUUAUUUUAGACGAAUCCUUUCCUGCAAUAAUGUUCAAUGGCGGAGCUUAUUCGAAGGCUGAUUUUUUCAAGAUAUUACAAGAAAGUGAAACCUCUAACAGCAGCAAAACCCUUAACACAAUUAUUGCCAUCAAAAGUGUAAAUACGCUACUAUCAAAACACUUUGUUAUCACAACAAAUGGUGAUUCUGGAGAAUUCUUUUCAAAAUAUAACAUUUCAAAAAUAAACGACAAAAACACUGAAUACACCCUAAAAGAGUAA
Saccharomyces cerevisiae S288C is the source of this 1263-nucleotide messenger RNA. It is a transcript of the gene MRX9, whose product is annotated as Mrx9p. The transcript has a single exon. The record is from RefSeq and is marked reviewed. NCBI's taxonomy places the organism in Eukaryota, Fungi, Ascomycota, Saccharomycetes, Saccharomycetales, Saccharomycetaceae. Gene Ontology annotation, cellular component: mitochondrion; mitochondrial membrane. The coding region runs from base 1 to 1263 and encodes 420 amino acids.